UUUAGGAAGUAUGACGAAGUCUCCUACGACAACACACAGCAACUUCGCUUUUAAAUUAAUAUUCAUGAAACAAACCUGUGACAUAGUACAAUUUUAUUUUUGGAAACGACUUAUUUAAGUAAAUUCGGAGAAUGUUUUUUUUGUUUUGUUUUGUUACUGGUAGACAUCUGUCGUGUUGAGGAGGAGAUAUGAGUUGUCAGAUAAGUCGAACACGGUUAAGAGCAGCAAGACAGGUGCUUCACAUGCGAACGCCUCCACCUGCAGGUACAGGCGUUUAUAUAAGCGUAUUAAUUAUUGUCAUAUAAUACAUGGUUAAUGUAACGUUUAGACUAACAGGUAGGUAGGUGAGUCAUGGCGUCGUCUGUGCGCGUGGCGGUGCGGGUCCGUCCAUUGAGCCAAAGGGAGAAGGACCUAUCAGCUAAAGUCAUUAUACAAAUCCAUGGACAUGAAAUAUCUAUUCUGAACACAAAGGAGAACUUCCACAGCAUGACUGGAGAACCGUUUUGGGAGAGAGGGAAGACUUUCUCAUAUGAUCUCUCAUAUAACUCAAUGAAUAGCACCAGUCCGAACUUUGUGACCCAGGAGAAGAUAUUCACUGAUCUGGGCACUGAUGUCCUGCAAGCAGCUUUUGAGGGUUUCAAUGCCUGCGUCUUUGCUUAUGGGCAGACAGGCUCAGGAAAGUCCUACACCAUGAUGGGCAACCCGGUUGAUAAUGGAUUGAUUCCAAGGAUCUGUGAGGGAUUGUUCCAUCACACCAGUGGAAUGUUACAAAGAGACAAAGCAUCAUUUCACAUGGAGGUCAGCUACUUUGAAAUCUACAAUGAGCGCGUUCGAGAUCUUCUUCCAAACAUAGAGAAAAAAGGCUGUGAGCUGAGAGUGAGAGAACAUCCUAAAGAUGGACCAUAUGUGGAGGCCCUGUCCAGACACCAGGUGCAAAGUUACACCGAUGUUGGCCAGCUGAUGGAAGAGGGCAACAGAAGGCGUGCCACUGCCAGCACAGUCAUGAACCAUGUCAGCAGCCGAUCCCACGCCAUCUUCACCAUUCGCUUCAUCAAGGCCAGAUUUGAUACAGAGUUACCAAGUGAGACAGUGAGUAAGAUACACUUGGUUGACCUGGCAGGAAGUGAAAGAGCUGGUGCCACGCAGGCUACUGGCACCAGAUUGAAGGAGGGUGCCAACAUCAACAGAUCUCUGGUCACUCUGGGCAUCGUCAUCUCCACUUUAGCUGAUCUGUGUGUUGGUGGUGGAAUGAAAAGAAAGCAGAGUUUCAUUCCAUAUCGAGACUCCGUUCUUACCUGGCUCCUAAAGGACAGUCUUGGCGGGAACUCCAAAACCAUAAUGAUAGCCACCAUCUCACCUGCCGAUGUGAACUACAGCGAAACUUUAAACACCCUUCGUUAUGCAAGCCGGGCCAAGAACAUUAUAAACAAGCCCACCGUGAAUGAGGACAGCAAUGUAAAGAUUAUCAGAGAGCUGCGAGCUGAGAUUGCCCAUCUGAAAGCCUUGCUGUCUGCAGGAAGUCAGAUUACUUUAUUUGAGCAGCCUGCAGGGACAAGUGUAAAGGAGAAGCUUCACCAGGAUGAAGCCAGAGUUCAGGAACUGACAAAACAAUGGGCUAAUCGCUGGAAAGAAAUCCAAAACAUUCUUGGGGAAGAAACGGUAGCUCUCAGAAAAGAGGGUAUUGGGGUAGUGAUUGACUCCCAAAUGCCCUAUUUGAUCAGCAUAGGUGAAGAUCUACUCAGCACAGGGGUCGUUCUCUAUCACUUGAAGGAAGGCAGAACGUCAGUUGGGGCUGGAGGAACCGAGCCAGAGCAGGAUAUAGUUCUCCAUGGUGAAGCUCUUCAAAGGGAACACUGUGUUUUUGAGAACCAGAGGGGGGCCGUCACACUCCUGCCGCUCUCUGGAGCCAGGUGUGCAAUCGAUUGGGUGGAGGUGACCAAGCCCUGCCUCCUAACCCAGGGAGUGAGCAUACAACUGGGAAGGGCCACCAUGUUCCAUUUCAACCAUCCACAAGAAGCAGCUCAACUUAGGGAGAAACGUAAGUCUGGGCUGUUUGCAUCAAGUAACUCCACUGGGUUUGAUUUCUCCAUGCCGUCUGAGAACUCUUUCAGUCAUUUCAGCUCAGCAAAUAAUUCUAUCCAACCUGAAGACACCACAGAAGCUUUAAAAAGAAGUUGUAUGCCCCAUCUUUUAGGAGAGACUAAGAGGAUAUUUUCCACAACUGUUGCUCCUACUGACUUGCUUUAUCCCCAACACAAGACAGACAGUUUCCAUGGACCUUUAAACUCUCAGUAUAUUGCUAACACACUCAGUGCACUUAAUGAACACUGUGGCACUAACAACCCUUCAGGGGUUGGCAAAAGUCUAGGAAAAGAGCUUCCUACAAACCUCAUCAUCCAGGGGGAGCAGCAGUACUCAGCCUCUCAUAAAUCAGAAACUGAAGCUCAGUCAUUGGACAUGACGGAAAAGGAGCCGGAGAGGGAGGAAACCGGGGUGAAUGGAGGGCUCUGGGAUACUAGUGUAUUCAAGGAGUGUCAUAACGGGCCCACUGGGUUCCUAGAUGUCAAGCAGCAGUAUCCCUGGCAUCCAGUCAUAGGCACAGAAGGGAGCUUGUUAGUCGAGGAAUCCCAUAUACAGAGAAGGGACUCCUCCAUGGAAGAAGGAGCUGCACUUUUCCCUCGCUUGGGGCACUUUUCACACAAACACAGUCCAUCCAGCACACUUGCCAAAGGAGGCCAAUAUAGCGAGCACUUUUUAUCCAGAACAUCUGUUGAGAGCCAAGAAGGCAAAACCCUUCCAAAAGGUAGUGGGUUCAGCUCUAGUCUGGGGAGCCUCAUAGGUAGAAUGUCCUGGAUGCUGGCUGAUGCAGGACGUGUGCUUACAAACAUUUUGAAGGAACAAAGUGGUCAUAGAGGAUUGGGUUGGUACAAUCAAAUGUGCUCACUGGCAAAGGAUCUACCCUUUGUGCAACACAUCCAUUUUGAGUUGACUCAUGGACCACAGGUGAACUCUCUGGAGGCAACCCAGAUUUUCCACAAUCCAUCCCUCAAGGACAUUCUGUCAACAAGGGAACAUAAUGUAUUGUUGCUUUCCAAACCAGAUCCAUCUAGAUCCAGUGAUGUAUCUUUGAUGGCCUUGGAUGCAACUCUCAAUUCAGUGACCACCCAGAGAAGUGAUGGAAUGAAGGUGUGCUGCCAAAGACUCCAUUCAGUAUCUGAAUCCUUGCUCCACCUCCAGAACCUUCCACCUCAACAGCUUCUCUCCUGCCUACACAGUGUUAUCCCUGCCCCCUUGCUAAUGGAAGAGAGUGUGUUAGGUUUAUACUGGCUUGGUGUUGCAACCUGCUCUCAGCCUGAACCACAGCCUGCUGUUAUUGUCCUAUUUCAUACUCAGCUUUUGGUAGUAACCUUUGACCCUGUACCUGAUUCUUCCAGUCCCACACAUUCUUUAAAUGUUUUCUACCAGUUGACCUUUCAGCAAUUGCAGGAAAUCCACAUAGGUUUUGCUGGGCAGACGGUCAGACUGGCAGGCAACGUAGAGAACAGCAUCCUUACUUUUCACACCUACAAUGCAAGCUUGACCCAAGAACUGUCCCAAACCCUACUCCAUGCCCUCUGCCCCUCAGAGAAAGUACUGGACCACCCAUUGCUGUCAGGUGACCUGGUACGCUUGUCCCUUGACUGGGACUCUCAUAUUAAGGAUUUGCUACUACCCUGUGGUGCACGCCUUACAUGCUGCUUCCAGAAAACCCUGGCCAAGUUGGUCUUCCUGUUACAUGGCAACAUGCAGGGUGAGCGUCCAGCACUUGCACAUGUGCAGUUGCUCCUCUACACUACCGUCAGAUUUCUGCGAUCCAAUUGGGAGCCACAGUCUGACUGUCUCAAACCUGAUUCACAGGUGGCACCUACAGACUCUGAAGUUUCUAAACUUGUCCAGUUUGUCCUGACUGACACACACCUCUGUCUUUUGUGGGAGGAUGGUGUUUACCACCCACCUUCAUGUUCAGUAGCUAUGGUGGCGCGUCAAGCCCAGUUCAGACUGAUAGACCUGCGGCAACGUUCAGAUGUCCGUUGUGUGCUAGUCAGAGAUGGAUAUGGUAGUAUGCGUCUGGAUGUGGUUCUGGCUCGUGAGUGGCAGAAAUCACGUGGUACAAGGGGUCACCCUCAACCCCCUGAGGUCUGCCGAGCUCUUGAGGCAGCUGCCCAAUCUCCCAGCAACUCCGAUUCAUCUCCCCGGAAUGAAGUGUGGAAAUUAACUUUCAGCAGCUCCGCUGAGGCCAGCUUUCUGAUUAAUAACUUGUCAAACGUUUGAUCAAGGUCCUUCCAGCAAAAUCAUUUACAGCCUGGUGAGAAGAAUCUGACAGCAGACUGCAAAAGGGCUGAGUGCACCAAAAACAUGACAUUGGUCAGUACCACUAGGAUUUGAGAAAUAAAGACAUUUUUCUAAUUAGGGGGCCAAGCAGCAAACUCCUGGAACCCUAUUGUAACUGUACUAAUAUUUAGGGGGCCAAGCAGCUGGAACACUAUUGUAAUUGUACUGACUUUCUUCUAUUUCUUUUUUUUCUGCCCUAAAAGUGUCUGGGCAUCAGAAACCGUAUGUCGUGGAGACAUCAACUUGGCAGGAUGAUCCCAACCCCCCUCAAAUACUAUAUCUAUAAAUAUGCAUAAUGAGAAAAGGGACUCAACCUGACUUUUCUUGUUCAGUUAGAGCAAUAAUCUAAUGAAUGAGAUUGCUUCUAAUUUGGGUUUUAAAUGUUUAUGUUUGAAAUGUUAAGUCACCAGUAAGCUGUUGUGGCAUUUUGCUUCUUCAUUCUGAUAUUUAUCUUCUCUAUUCUGUCUCUUUGGCUCAUUUAAACCAUUUUAGGCAGUAUCUUAUGGCCCUUCAUCACAGAAUAUGCAUGUUGGAUGCCUGUAGUUGACAGCUGAGAGAAGCCAGGGUCAAGGAGAGAUUUUGCUGCUGGGUCACUAAACUUCUUACAUCAUCCUGUUGCUAACAUGCCCUUCUGUUCUAGACCCGUGUGUGUGUGUGUGUGUGUGUGUGUGUGUGUGUGUGUGUGUGUGUGUGUGUGUGUGUGUGUGUGUGUGUGUGUGUGUGUGUGUGUGUGUGUAUGUGUAGCGUGUAUUUAUCACUUUGUGGGGACCAAAUGUCCCCAUAAGGAUAGUAAAACCCGACAUUUUUGACCUUGUGGGGACAUUUUGUCGGUCCCCAUGAGGAAAACAGCUUAUAAAUCAUACUAAAUUAUGUUUUUUGAAAAUGUAAAAAUGCAGAAUGUUUUCUGUGAGGGUUAGGUUUAAGGGUAGGGUUAGGUUUAGGGGAUAGAAUAUAAAGUUUGUACAGUAUAAAAACCAUUAUGUCUAUGGAAAGUCCCCAUAAAACAUGGAAACACAACGUACGUGUGUGUGUGUGUGUGUGUGUGUGUGUGUGUGUGUGUGUGUGUGUGUGUGUGUGUGUGUGUGUGUGUGUGUGUGUGUGUGUGUGUGUGUGUGUGUGUGUGUGUGUGUGUGUUCUUUAGCUAGUCAUGCUUCCUGCUUCAGACCACUGAGGAAAAGCAAUAGGAGAAAGAUACCCGCCAUACCUUAUCUAAAAAGAAUGUGUCAAUCAUGUGUGGAAAAUGAUGGGUGCAAUCAGCUAGUGCUUUUAUAUGACAGAAUGCCAGAUAGAGUGGGAGAGAGCUCCUUUUAAUAGAAGUACAUUAUGUACUUUCUCAAAAUCAGUGCUUUUCACCUUUCUAGGUUUGAAAUACUAUGUGAAAAGCACCUGAACUAAGCCCCAUACUUCCCAUAAAAAUGAUUUCAAGUAGUAUCUCUUAUGGCUAGCUGUAAGUAAUAUUAUUUAUUUCAUGUUUUUUUUACAUAGUAAUACAAUUAGAAUAAUGACACAUCAUAUCUCAUAAGUAUAUGUUUAUAUUAGUGCUGCCAUUUGAUCAAAAUAUCUAAUCAUGGUUAAUUGUAUAAUUCUUCAUAGAUAAUCAUGAUUAAACACUUAUUUUGAAAGUGCUGAAAUGUAACAAUUUACUCUCUGUCAAAAUUCAUGAAAAUAUUAAGACAAAAAGGAGUGAUUUGUAAAUUCUAUUCACGUCCUAUAUUGAAAGUGCUACAACAACACAUCAUUUUAAGUUUUACCUUGUGAAUAAUAAUAUAUAUAUAUAUAUAUAUAUAUAUAUAAUGUGUAUCUAUUUUAUUUUUUAUGUACUCUCAUUUUAAAUCAGAUGAUUGCAACAUGAUCCAAAAUCUUUGGGAGAGUUGAGCAUUAUAUCUGUGUAAUAUCACCAUUUCUUCUAAUAACUUGGGAAGUGAAUACACAAGUUUAAGUUUAGCAAGCAGAAUUUUCCCUCAUUUAUCCAUUAUGCAGGUCUUCAGCUGCACAAUUGUACAGGUUGCAAUAUUUUGCACUUAAUAAUUUGCCACACAUUCUCAAUUGGAGACUGGUCACCCCAAUCUAGCACCUGCACUCAAUACAAUUUUACUUCAAGCGACAGCAUUUGUGGCAUAAUAUUAAUUACCACGAAAAUUAUUUAUGACUUGACCCUCUUUUUUUUUUUUGUUUCUGAAAAAAAAAAAGCAAAAAGAGGUCAUGGUGAGGCACUUUCUGAACUAGAAUUUUCAAAUGUAUGUCCACAUGACAAACAGUAAGUGUGUUAACAUGAUUUAUGUGCAAUAAAAUCACCUACUAACCUUUUUUGUGUAAAGUUAUUGCCAAUUUUGCAACUUUGUUGCCAUGACAAUAUAAUGUCAACAAAAUCUAAAACCCUAAAAUGACUGAAAAUUGCAAAACUUUACAGCUCAAAUAAUACAGUUAAAAUAGAGUUUUAACAGGAGAAUGAAUGUAAGUGCUCUUCUAAAAUUAUAAGCUUCACAUUUCUGCCAUUAAGCGCUCCACAAAUUGGUCCCAUUCACGUCCAUUUUAAGUGCUUCACUGUAACCUAAAUUGUUUUUUUUAAAGAAAAGGAGGGGCGAAAUGCUGUUGAUUGUGCUUAAAUUUUAAAGGAACCAGGUAUGUUCCUUUAAGGCUUUAGUAUUUUUACUCAUCGAAGAGUCACAAAGAUUUUAAACUUAUUUAAUUCUAAGAUAUUUUUCCCUCUAUAUAUCUAUCUAUAUAUUUAUAUUUAUGUAGAAUGUAUUGAUUAACAUGUGUUAAUGGUAGUGCAAUGAAUAUUUGAGCUGCUUUCUUUCUAAAACACUAAAGCCCCAUACACAUGCUGCUAUGAAGCGACAAGUUCUCAUUCAUUUUCAAUGGGAGCUGGCUACUACCAGCGACACGAGCGAUAGCGACCUCUGGCGACUAGAUCGGGGUGUGGCGAGCAACACGGCAAAGUUGAGAAAAGUUUAACUUCAUGCAAAUGAGGAGCGACAACCAAUAGGAGUGAAUAUGGUGUUCACUGGAGCUUAUGACACCAUCUCCUUUGAGUUGAGUGCAGGCAAUACACCAGAGAAGUUUCUGUGUGUGAUUUCACUGUUCUGUUCUGUUUGAUUCGUCUGUAACCACAUGUAUGGAUAUAAUAAAAAAGAUG
Messenger RNA from Xyrauchen texanus (razorback sucker), 7510 nucleotides. RefSeq names its product kinesin family member 16Bb (gene kif16bb). Lineage: Eukaryota; Metazoa; Chordata; Actinopteri; Cypriniformes; Catostomidae. The coding region runs from base 352 to 4311 and encodes 1319 amino acids. The record is from RefSeq and is a predicted model, not a curated record. Gene Ontology annotation, biological process: microtubule-based movement. Gene Ontology annotation, molecular function: microtubule motor activity; ATP binding; microtubule binding. The transcript is spliced from 19 exons.